Sebastes umbrosus (honeycomb rockfish) is the source of this 844-nucleotide messenger RNA. RefSeq names its product CD302 molecule (gene cd302). Gene Ontology annotation, molecular function: signaling receptor activity. NCBI's taxonomy places the organism in Eukaryota, Metazoa, Chordata, Actinopteri, Perciformes, Sebastidae. The record is from RefSeq and is a predicted model, not a curated record. The coding region runs from base 56 to 802 and encodes 248 amino acids. The transcript is spliced from 6 exons.
CAGCAGAGUCGAGCAACAGUCAGAAACUAGUUUGGUGCUGCAGCACAGGAGUGAUAUGUUCGCUGUCAUGGAGUCAGAGAGGAGAAACCGCUGCUCUCUGUCAUUAAUCUGCGCUGUGCUUGUGUUGGUUGUUCAUCUGCAGCUGGUUUCAACGGGAGACUGCCCUGCAGACGGACGCACAUGGGUGCCGUUUGGAGACGGAUGUUACCACUUUGUCCACGGAGAUGAAGACAAAAUCAAAAGCUACACUUUUGACAGAGCUAAAACCCUCUGCCAAGGAUUUGAGCUUUUGACCAUCCAGAGCGCUGAGGAGAAUGACUUCAUCAUUAAAUACAGCCCAGAGGUGUGGAAAAACAACGUCAACGUGUGGCUGGGGAUGUAUUAUGACACAAACGCUGACGUCAUGAAGUGGUUCGAUGAGACACCUGUAAGAUUCAGUAACUGGGAGGACAGCCCUUCGCCAGCAGACCUCUUGGCCUUGGAUACAUGCGUGGCUCUGCACAGCAACACGGGAAAGUGGGAAAAUGUCAGCUGCCUGGAACAGGCGGAGAAUGGAGUGGUCUGUGAGACGAAUCAGAAGGCAGAGGAAGCCAAGCCGAAGGCCAACGCGUGGCUGUCCGCCCUGGUCAUUCUCAGUGUGGUGGCUAUCAUGGGAGUCUCGGCAGUUAUUUGGUUCCUGCAUCAGAAGCACAAUUUCGGCAACAGCAUCCUCACGGCGUUCGAGUACCACCCUCCGUUCCGAGUCCUGGACACAGACCGGUCCUACCUGGUGGAGGCUGAGGAGACCGACAGCGUGCCGUAGGAGAACUUCCUCUCUCGUCUAGGAAGCAGAGAAGUCCACUCU